ACGUCGUGACGGUCUAGUCAACAACUCUUAUGUUGGGACUCUACUUGGAUCAACUAGGGAGGGAAUAUUUGUGUCAAACAAAAGUCUCCGGCGGUCAAAACCGCCUGCCAACUCAUUUAGCUCAGUCACUUUUACUUUCUGGACGUGCCCGCGGACGUGACUGAGUCUCCGGAGUCCGUUUUUGGCCGCGAAGUGAAGUCCAAAGCUGGAGAGUUGCCCGGCUAGCUGCGCUAGCUGGCUAUCUUAAGUAGUUACGCUAGCAGGCUGCGUUUUCGUAGCCAGGCGGCCAAAGUAAGGAGAAGGAAAAAAUGGAGCUGGAGGACGGAGUCCUUUAUCAGGAAGACCCGGGCAGUUCGGCGAUGAUGUCCGAACGGGUGUCCGGCUUGGCGAGCUCUAUCUACCGAGAAUUCGAGCGGAUGAUUGGGAAGUACGACGAGGACGUGGUGAAGGAACUUAUGCCGCUGGUGGUGGCCGUGCUGGAGAACUUGGACUCCGUGUUCGCGGAGAACCAGGAGCACGAAGUGGAGCUGGAGCUGCUGAAGGAGGACAACGAGCAACUUAUCACGCAGUACGAGAGAGAGAAAGCGCUGAGGAAAGGCGCAGAGGAGAGAUAUAUUGAAUAUGAAGACUCACAGGAGCAGGAGAGGAAAGAGCUGCAAAGCAGGGUGGUUCUGCUGGAGGCCCAGACCAGACAGCUGGAGCUCAAGACCAAGAACUAUGCAGACCAGAUUGGAAGAUUAGAGGAGCGAGAAGCAGAAUUGAAGAAAGAGUACAACGCCCUCCAUCAAAGACAUACUGAGAUGAUUCACAGUUACAUGGAACAUUUGGAGCGUGCCAAAACGCAGCAACAUGCAGGCGGGGAAGCCACAGACACUGGCACUUUGAGCAAACAAAGGAAAGAGCGGCCUGUGUCUCUGGGAAUCUUCCAGCUGCCGGGUGGUGAUGUUAUGACCCCUGACCUGCAGAGGGAGCGUGUGGAGACUCCAGGGACAGACACAUGGAGAUACAAUGACCUGAGCCACCCUCGCUCUAACACCAGCCUCAAGCUAGAAGCAGAUGAUUCCAUCAGGAGAGGGGAGGGUAAGAGUGCCCAGGACACUUUGGAUUUCCUCUGGACUGAUAUCAGUGAGGUAGCCCAGCCCAUCAGUCCCACCAUGAUCGUCAUGGAUGAACUCUCUGACGUUAACCGGGGAGGCUCCAAAUCAGCUACGCCCAUGUCCACGGCAACCUCAGAUGUUGCUAUGGCAUCAGUAGACACGCCCCAAACUGAAGAGGCAGAGGGACUUAACAGGAACCUGAAUUCCAGUAGCAAGAAGCCAGACAGCAGCAAAAACAUUAAAGUACAGGACGGCAUAGCAACAGAGACAGCCUCUAAAGAUGUAACUGAGAACACUGAGAAGUCAGAGGUGCAGGCGAUUAUUGAGUCAACCCCUGAACUUGACAUGGACCUGAGUGGCUGCAAAGGCUCCAGCACUCCCACUAAGGGAAUUGAGAACAUGGCUUUUGACCGCAACACUGAUUCCCUGUUUGAGGAGCUUUCCUCAGCAGGCACUGACCUAAUAGGAGAUGUGGAUGAGGGGGCUGACCUACUGGGUAUGGGUCGUGAGGUGGAACACCUCAUCCAGGAGAACACCCAGCUCCUAGAAACAAAGAAUGCUCUAAAUGUAGUGAAGAAUGACCUCAUUGGUCGUGUGGAUGAGCUGACCUGUGAGAAGGAGGUUCUACAGGGUGAGAUGGAAGUCCUCAGACAGGCCAAAGACAAACUGCAGGAGAGGAAUAAGGAGCUAGAAGAAGAGAUUAAGAGGAUUCGGGCUGAGUUAGAGGUGGCCAGACAAAAGGCAAAAGAGGAAGAUGAUAGUGAUGUGCCCACAGCCCAGCGGAAGCGAUUCACGCGAGUAGAGAUGGCCCGGGUCCUGAUGGAGAGAAACCAGUACAAGGAGAGACUGAUGGAGCUGCAGGAGGCAGUUAGGUGGACCGAAAUGAUCCGAGCCUCAAGGGAGAACCCAGCCCUGACAGAGAAGAAAAAAUCCAGUAUCUGGCAGUUGAUUUUCAGUAGGCUGUUCAGCUCGUCCUCCAGCGGCACAGGCAAAAAGCCAGAGGCUCCCGUUAACGUUAAGUACAACGCCCCCACCUCAAACGUCGUGCCCUCAGUUAAGAAGAGGAGCAGCACUCUCGCCCAGUUGCCCAGCGACAAGUCCAAGGCUUUUGACUUCCUCAAUGAGGAGCCAGAGGUGGACAACAUUGUGUCACGUAGAGAACAGAAGAGAGCUCAGUACAGGCAGGUGAAGGCUCACGUCCAGAAGGAAGAUGGCAGAGUACAGGCUUAUGGGUGGAGUCUGCCUCAGAAAUACAAGGCUUCAAAUGGUGGGCAGGCAGACAGUAAGGUGAAGAACUUACCAGUGCCUGUUUACCUCAGACCUUUAGAUGAGAAAGAUGCUUCUAUGAAGCUGUGGUGUGCAGCAGGGGUGAAUCUCUCAGGAGGGAAGACUCGUGACGGAGGUUCUAUUGUAGGAGCGAGCGUGUUUUAUAGAGAUGUCUCAGGAGUGGAGAGCAGCAUCCUCAGCCCACGACAGACAAAAGGCUCUCAGAGCAGCCUGGACAGACUGGAGCAGGAGCUGAAGGAGCAGGAGAAAGAGCUGAGACAGCAGGAUGAGCUCUCCAGUCUGGUGUGGAUCUGCACCAGCACUCACGCCACCUCCAAGGUCAUAGUGAUCGAUGCCAACCAGCCUGGAAACAUCUUGGAAAACUUCUUCGUCUGCAACUCUCAUGUGCUCUGCAUCGCCAGUGUGCCAGGGGCACGGGAGACUGACUACCCAGCUGGUGAAGAGGUGCCUGCAAACAGUGAGCUUGGUGGUGCUGAGGGGGCAUCACAGGCUGGUAGUGCAGCAAACAGCAACUUGACUGGCUCUGAGGGUGUACUAGAUGGAAUCACUGUGGUAGGCUGCUCUGUGGAAGGAACUGUCGCUAUCCCCCAAACUGCCAGUGCAAACUCUGUAGAGGAAUCUGAAGACUCUGGCAGUGUGCUGGGGCAGCGUAGGCACGACAGAGUGGCUGCGGCUGAGGAGGCCCUGGAGGCCACAGAGAGCAGCAGCACCACUCCUGCAGAGGAAGGCCACCAAGGGAUCUACACAGAGCACGUGUUCACAGAUCCUCUAGGAGUCCAGAACACUGGAGAUACACCGUCCACUUAUACUCAGAGAGAAUCUGACCUGGUGAAAGACGGGGUGAGCUUGGUGCCUGAAGAGCAAGACCUGAUGAGGGAAGAGGCCAACAAGAUGAGCAGCGUCCUGCCCACUAUGUGGCUUGGGGCACAGAAUGGCUGUGUGUAUGUACACUCCUCUGUCGCACAGUGGAGGAAGUGCCUUCACUCAAUAAAGUUGAAGGAUUCAAUUUUGGGGAUUGUGCAUGUGAAAGGCAGAGUUUUAGUGGCCUUGGCUGAUGGUACUUUGGCAAUCUUCCACAGAGGAAUAGAUGGUCAGUGGGAUCUGACCAACUACCACCUGCUGGAUCUGGGCCGGCCGCACCACUCAAUCCGCUGCAUGACAGUGGUGCAUGAUAAAGUGUGGUGUGGCUACAGGAACAAGAUCUAUGUCAUCCAACCUAAAGCCAUGAAGAUAGAGAAGUCCUUUGAUGCCCACCCUCGUAAGGAGAGCCAAGUGAGGCAACUUGCUUGGGAUGGUGAUGGCAUCUGGGUGUCCAUCCGUCUAGAUUCCACACUCAGACUCUUCCAUGCCCACACCUACCAGCAUUUGCAGGAUGUUGAUAUAGAGCCCUAUGUCAGCAAAAUGCUCGGAACUGGUAAGCUAGGCUUCUCCUUUGUCAGGAUCACAGCACUGAUGGUGUCGUGUAACCGCCUGUGGAUUGGAACUGGGAACGGCGUUAUCAUCUCCAUACCACUAACAGAGACAAAGAAAGUCACCCAGGGAACGUCCAACCGGCCAGGCAGCGUGAUCCGUGUCUAUGGUGAUGAGAACAGUGAUAAAGUAACCGCAGGCACGUUUGUGCCUUUUUGCUCCAUGGCCCAUGCUCAGCUCUGUUUCCACGGUCACCGGGAUGCAGUCAAGUUCUUCGCAGCUGUUCCAGGCCAAGUCAUCCCGUCCACAGGCCCAGGAGGCGAGGCAGGCACUGACAAGCCAGCAGCAGACUCGCCUGCACCUACAGAGUUCUCCAAGUCAGUCCUAGUCAUGAGCGGUGGAGAGGGCUAUAUUGACUUCAGAAUGGGCGAUGAGGGAGGGGAAGGAGAGGACCUUGAAGAAGCCACUCUGAAGCUGCAGCCCUUCCUGGCCAAAGCCGAGCGCAGCCACCUUAUUGUAUGGCAGGUCAUGGUCAAUGAAGACUGACCUCUUUUCUGACACUUUUCCACUCACACAGCCUUUGCCAGGCGAGGACAUUUCAAGGAGUUCUUGCGCAUAACUGCGUGUUUGUGUUCAGCCUUGUGUUAAGUAUUUCAUUUUGGUUUUAAUGUUUGUUCUUGCUCUUUGUUGAAGGGUCACUAUUGUUGCGUCCAGCUAUCAGGAAGUUACAUUCGGUGAAAGUCUUUGCACAUUCACUUCAGUGGCAGUACAAGUCUGUUCUGACCAAUAAAUGGACCUUUCACAACAACACAUCCGCAGCAGCAAUACUGAUAAAAUCGGCUGUGAUGAAUCAGGACAAUCUAGUGUUCUUUUUUUUUUUUAAUUAUUACUUCCAGAUUUCCUUUCUUUCAUGGCUUUUUUUUUCAAAAGAAAAUAGCACUGUGCAUCACAGUAAAGUCAGAUAUCGGUGAAUGGUUAAAAUGCUAAAUUCUGUUCUGUGCAAAUGAAGUUGCUGGAGGGCGAAAUGUUUGCAGAAACAAAGCACCUUCUUAAGUAAUAGCUGCUCUUAGGCUGCAUCAUGGCUUGCAAAAAACUUGCAUGCCCAGUGCCUGCUGUUUUCUGUAGGCUGCUGUGCUGUACAGUCAGUUUUGUCACGUUUCCGGUCUUCCCAGCUAAGCCUGGAGACACAAAGCAUCAAAGCGUUUUCAAGUCCUUGUAGUUUCAGAAGUAAACAGUUCUCCUCUUAAAUAAGAAAAGGUUUAAUGGAUGGCAGAAUACCCGUUUCUAUAUGAAUGUUAAAUUUACCAAAGGAAUUGUAGUAUCUUUAUAUAAUGACCUUGUAUAUGAUCAGCUCUUAUGAAAAGACAACAGCCUGAUUAGAUCAAUCAUGGCAGAAGAAAACAAUGUUAUGCAAUACUGUUAGGAUCAUUUUCUUUCUCUCCACUGCUUUUUUUUCCCAAAAGAAAGCCUCUCCUCUGUGUAGAUUCAUGCGUUCAGAGACUAAAUGCCUAUUUUUAUGACACUUUUGUACAUUUGUCUUUUAGACUCUAACCGCAGGCCUCUGUAAUGCGACGAGCGAGUGGGCUAAAGUUUUGCUGAUGUUAUGCUGCUGUUGUGCUAGCGUUUGGACAUAAUAGAGGGGGCAGUGCUUUGUCUGCAGUUGUUCUUUCUCUCCAGGAGAGGAGAAACAGCUUUACAUUGCAAAUUUAGCCAUCUCAGUAUUUAUUUCUAUCAAUGAGCCUUUGCAGUACAGAAUGUAACUUUGUAUAGUGAAUAUAAAUAUAUAUGAAAUAUAAAUAUGUACAUGAAACAUAGAUGGCUUGGAUUUGAUGUUUUGACAAUGGUUGUUACAAUUCGGAUGACUUAUUUUCAUCAAUAUUACAUGAGUGGAUCACUAAAUGAUUGACCACUGAAAUGUACCUUUAUUGAGCUAUGCACUAUUUUAUAAAGGAGACCCGGAGUGUGGAGGUGUGUGUGUGUUUGUCUUUGGGUGUGUCUAUAUGUGUGUGAGUGUGUUUGCUGUCAGUUUGUGGGGAGUUAGAGCAGGGUGUGUUGUAUGCUGUCCCUAAUACUCCAUGUUUGGGCACUUUUUUUCAGCUGGGAGUGGUUAAGUGUUCCAUCCAAAACCCCACUGUCAGGUUGCCAUGAAAGCAUCUGUCCCUCAGACAUGUACAAUGUCAUAUUUCCAUCACAGCAUCCUAGCCUUACACUUUUUUAACAUCUAUUAAACUGACAUUUUGGGAACCGUG
This is a messenger RNA of Colossoma macropomum (tambaqui), 6043 nucleotides long. RefSeq names its product sperm associated antigen 9b (gene spag9b). Gene Ontology annotation, molecular function: kinesin binding; signaling receptor complex adaptor activity; MAP kinase scaffold activity. Gene Ontology annotation, biological process: vesicle-mediated transport. The record is from RefSeq and is a predicted model, not a curated record. The coding region runs from base 309 to 4340 and encodes 1343 amino acids. The transcript is spliced from 31 exons. Gene Ontology annotation, cellular component: cytoplasm. NCBI's taxonomy places the organism in Eukaryota, Metazoa, Chordata, Actinopteri, Characiformes, Serrasalmidae.